Messenger RNA from Pochonia chlamydosporia 170, 1110 nucleotides. RefSeq names its product RNA helicase. The record is from RefSeq and is a predicted model, not a curated record. The coding region runs from base 1 to 1110 and encodes 369 amino acids. Lineage: Eukaryota; Fungi; Ascomycota; Sordariomycetes; Hypocreales; Clavicipitaceae. The transcript has a single exon.
AUGCCCAAGUCGCGUGCAGAAGAUUGGUCCCAUCACACGCAUCCAGAUCGUGAGUCGCGCCAUCACGACGAUCGCCAUGGAAACGCAUCAAAGGACUAUAAAUCAUCCCGCGUGAGGGAGCGAUCUCCAAACAGGAGAUCGGAGGCACUCACAACCGAAGAACGCCGGAGCGCCUCCCCAGACGGAGAGUCAUACCGCACGCACAGGCCUCACAGUCACCAUCAUCGUCGUGAGCACAACCGGUCUCGUCAUACGUCGGAGGCUACUGCCGGUCCUGUGACGUUGCCGUUCUCGGCACGGACGCUCUCAAAGUCAGACUAUCGCACGUUUGAGCCGCUAUUCGCUUAUUAUCUGGAUCUCCAGAAGCAGAGGUACAUCGAGGACAUGGAUGAGCGGGAGAUCAAGGGGCGGUGGAAGAGCUUUGUGGGGAAAUGGAAUAGGAAUGAACUUGCAGAGGGGUGGUACGACCCGGAGAUGUUUGCGAAAUGUGCGGCUGAGAGUUCAAGGCCGGACGAGCCAAGGGACGAGCCAAAAGAAGAGCCCGAGAGGGAGAUUUCUACGAAACGAGAUGCGGCACCACUAGCUGGGGAUAGUGAUGGCGAUGACUACGGACCGACUCUUCCGUCAUCUGAUCCUCGCCGUCAAAUAGGUGCAAAGGCCGCGACAUUCCAGGACCUGUCGUUACGAAACGAGCUCGUCGAAGAGCAGAGGCACGCGGACCGCGAGGAGUUACGACUGGCCCGCAAGGCGGAUAGAGCUGUUCAAAAGGAGCGUCUGGAGGAGCUGGCGCCGCGGGCGGAAGCAGGUACCCGGGAGCGCCGGCUCGAAAAGAAGAAGGAGGUGAAUGAUAAGAUGAAGCAAUUUAGGGACAAGAGUCCGGGGAUGGAAGCUGGUGAUGAGAAGGAGAUCAUGGGCGGAGGCGAUGAGCUGGAAGAGUAUAAGAGAAUGAAGGAGAAGGAGCAGAAGCGCAAGUCAGAACGACAGGUGAGGAGAGAGGAGUUUGAGAGGGCGAGGAGGGAGGAGAUGGAGGAGAGGAGGAGGGCGUGGCAGGAGAGAGAGGAGGGCACGGUUAGUAUGCUGAGAGAGUUGGCGAAACAAAGGUUUGGAUAA